Messenger RNA from Pieris brassicae (large cabbage white), 965 nucleotides. RefSeq names its product ribosomal RNA-processing protein 7 homolog A. Gene Ontology annotation, molecular function: nucleic acid binding. Bases 148 to 930 code for a protein of 260 amino acids. Lineage: Eukaryota; Metazoa; Arthropoda; Insecta; Lepidoptera; Pieridae. The record is from RefSeq and is a predicted model, not a curated record. Gene Ontology annotation, biological process: ribosomal small subunit assembly; rRNA processing. Gene Ontology annotation, cellular component: CURI complex; UTP-C complex. The transcript is spliced from 2 exons.
UUAGUUUUUGGACGCAUACUGUAUAUUAUAACCUAUAUUUUGUUAUUUAGUGCACUUGUCUCAAUGCUGAAUUACUUUUAAAUUAAUUUAAAUUUUAUCUACUACUAUAGGAGUAACUCAUAAUUCUUAAACAAUUUGGCUACAGCUAUGAAAACUCAGUUCAGCUUUGAUUUCAGAGCCAUACAACUUAGGAUAACUGACGGAUCUACAAAUCCUCACAUGAUAUAUAUAAAGGAACAUUUAGUGAGAGAUCAUACAGCAGACAAACCUUCGGGUCGUACACUAUUUAUUGUCAAUGUACCACCAUAUGUUGAUGAACAAAGCAUUACCAAUGCUUUCAAAGAAGCUGGCUCUAUUCAAUCUGUCCACUUUUCAGAAAAACCUAACACAAUUAAUUCCAAUACUGAAAAAUUUACAUUGGGCUCAUGUAAGUCUUCUUUCAGAGUUUGUUACUUAGUAUUUAAAAAAGUCGCUUCUUUGCAGAAUGCUUUAAAAUUAAAGGAGCUACAACCAAUGAACUUAGAUAAACAUAUUUUUCUAGGAAUAAAUAAGUUUAUACACGAGUAUAAUGAAAAAGUUAUUAAGCCUAUGGAACUUAAAAAUAGAAUUGAGGUAUUUAUGAAAAGGUGUGAUGAGAAAAUUAAGAAAGAAAUAGAGAAGGAAAAGCAAUUGGAGCAAGAAGAUGAUGAAGGUUGGAUUACAGUUACCAAGAGAAGUAAGAUUCAAAGCUUUGCUCGAACUGAAAAAGUUGAAAAUAAAAUAAUGUCUAAAGAGAAAAAAAGUAAGAAAAAGAAAGAACUAACCAAUUUCUACACAUUUCAAAUAAGAGAGUCUAAAAUGGAACACAUUGUUUCAUUAAGACAGAAGUUUGAUGAAGAUAAAAAGAAGAUUGCACAAAUAAAACAAAGUAGAAGAUUUAAGCCAUUUUAAUUGCUUACCAGUAUAAUAAAACAUCAAUAAAUAUA